This is a messenger RNA of Penicillium chermesinum, 885 nucleotides long. It is a transcript of the gene sld5, whose product is annotated as putative GINS DNA replication complex subunit Sld5. Gene Ontology annotation, cellular component: GINS complex. The record is from RefSeq and is a predicted model, not a curated record. Lineage: Eukaryota; Fungi; Ascomycota; Eurotiomycetes; Eurotiales; Aspergillaceae. The transcript is spliced from 2 exons. The coding region runs from base 1 to 885 and encodes 294 amino acids. Gene Ontology annotation, biological process: double-strand break repair via break-induced replication; DNA-templated DNA replication.
AUGGGGGCGAUGCCCCAGGCACCCUCCCCACAACCCACCACCCACACCCACUUUCUCGCGUCCGCGUCUCCAACACCGCAUAUCCCAAUGGACAUCGACGACAUCCUCGCCUCCGUCGACCGGGGCCCCGGCGCCAGCCCCGCGGCUGCGGGCAUCGACCACCAGCUCCUCACCCGGUUCUGGGUCGCCGAGCGCGCCGUCUCAGAGGUCCUCCCGUGGCCCGCGCCGCUGAUGGAGCGGAUGAUGGAUCGCGUGCGAUUGCAGAUCGAAACAAUCGAAGACCUCGCCGCCUCCUCCGCAGACGUCGACCCCAACACAACGCACAAUCCCAACCUAAACCUCCGCCUGUCGAUCCUCCAAACAGACCUCGCCCGUACCCAGUACCUCAUCCGCAGCAUUCUCCGCGCGCGUCUCGCGAAACUCACCAAGCACAGCAUGCACUACCUCGUGCAUCUCGCUUCGCGCACAAAGAACCCCCUCUCGCAAUCGCAAUCGCAAUCACAAUCGCAAAGCCAGAGCGCCGUGCCCCAGGACUCUGUCCCUGAUAUCUCUGCCGUGUCGGACUUUUCGCCGCUCAGCGCGCAGGAAUCGACCUUUGUGCAUGCGCACCAGAGUCUGUUGGCGGGGCAUUACGGGAGUGCGUUUAUGGGGGCGUUCCCGCCGCAGUUGAGGCGGUUGGAUGAUAAUGCGGGGGGCACGAGUAUGGUGCAGGGGCCGGAUCUGAAGGAGGUGGUCUUUGUGCGGUGUUUGGGGACCGAGGUGCCUGUUUUGGUGGAUGGGGAGGAGGAGGAUUUUGGGGUUACGAUGCGGAUGGGGGAUGUGUGGGUUGUGAGGUGGGAGGGGGGUGAAGGGGGCGUGGAAGAGGGGGAGGUGGAGUUAUUAUGA